AUGUCAAAGAAAGAGGUUGAAUCAAUGCCUCAAGUGAAAGAAACCGCAUGCGUAGAGACGAAUGAUCUAGCUCAUGAUGGUUCUCCAACUUUUUCUUCUGGUAAAUUAAUCAUUUCAAGUAUGCCUCCAAGAGGAUUGCAACCUUUAUUAACGUUGCCGUUGGGGGAUGGGGACAAUGAUGAUUUAAAGACUGGCAUUAAUGGAUCAAAUACCAACGAUAGCAAUAUAAUAGACACUGUACCGAGAAAAAUCGGAGAGCAUACUAGGUUAUUACUUAACUCAGCAGGUAACUUACGGUAUUUUGGUGAAAGUAGCCCCUUAUCGCUUAUACAAGAAUGCCGUUCAAUAUUCAGAUCAGUACUUGGGGCUUCGAAAUUUACCGAUGAUCCUAAAAGAGGCCAAGUUAUGGAUGAGCCUUCAGAACCUAAAAGUCGGGUUCAAGUUUCCUUGCCUAAACGAGAAUUUUGUGAUAUCUUAGUGAACUUUUUUGAAAAAAAUAUUAACGAUGGAUUUUACAUUUUCGACAUGAAACACUUUAAAUAUCAUGUUGUCGAUUUGGCAUAUAAGGAACCCUUGCUUGUCGAUACAAGAAAACUAUGUUUGCUUCACUUUGUUCUUUCCAUAGGUUCGUUUUAUGCAGAAGCAUCACCUAAUUUAAUGAAAGAGCAUGAUGUACGACAUUCUGCUUAUUUUGACAGUGCAUUAGAUAUGAUGAGAGGCUCUGUUUAUGAUGGUGGACUCUGGAUGGUAGAAGCAAAUUUAUUGAGACAUUUUUAUUAUCAAACAAAUUGUCAGAGAAGUUCUGCGUGGAUACAUUUGGGAACAGCCAUAAGGCAUGCUCAGGGAUUGGGGUUACAUAGAAAAAUUAUAAAUGAAAAAUUUGAGAACCUAUCAUACGUGAUGCAUAGAAGAAGAUUGUGGAGAACUUUAUUUAUUGUUGAUAGAAUAUAUUCAAUAGUCCUCGGAAGGCCAUUGGCGAUUAAUAAUUAUGACUGGGAUGAUUCCGAGCUACAAGAAUUAAGCGAUGAUGUAAAUGAAAACUUCAGAAUAAGGUGUCAAUUUGAACUUUCUAAAAUUUCUCAAAUUAAUAGUAAGAUAGUUGAAAACAUUUAUCGAGAUGGUGUGAUAAAUAUUAAGCAUACACGAGCUUUGGCUAUAGAACUAAAGUUAUGGUCAUCAAAUAUACCCUUUGAUCUAGACAUAAGCAAUACUUUAAAAGAAGAUUUAAUUUCGCAUGAUAACAGCAAUAACUAUGUAUUAAUGCAAGUACAUUUGGCUCAAUUAUAUGGUAUCAUGUUGUUGUUUCGGCCAUUCUUGAUACACGUCCUUUUAAAGAAACUAAAUCCUGGAACUUAUGGCGAAUUAAAAAGCGAUUCAUUGCUAUUUUAUUUUUGCAAAGCAUGUAUUAAAUCAUCAUUUUUGUGUGUGUGGUUGAUAAGCUUCUAUGUAGAGAAAAAAAAAGAUAGAAUUGAACUGUUUUCUAUGAAUAACUGCUGCUUAUUUGCGUCUGCGAUAUUGAGCCUUACUUUGUUGGAGCAAAGGCUACAAAGUCAUCCAGAUUACGAUUAUAUAAGGGUAUUAACCGACACAUUACAGGCAGCAAGUAACCUUUUACACAAUGAUGGAAUGUUUAACCUUAACUCUGAAAGAUGGGCCGAGAAUGUUGACAAUAUGGUAGCUGCAAUCCCCAAAGGUCAGCUUGAGCAAGAUUUUAGUAAUAUGGAAAAUAUGCCAGAUUCUUAUAAAAAUGAUUUCGAAGAUUUUAGUAAAGAGAUAAUUUUGAUGGAUAAUGAAUAUGGUGGCCUAAAAGACUUGUCGAAUUUUCAGCAAGGUUUUAUUCCAUCAGAUGAUGAAUUAUUGUUUGCAAUGGGAAUCGAUAGACAAGAAUUGGAAUUGAAUGGUAGCCCCAUUUUAGAUGCGUUCAUGUACGAUUAUGGUAAGAAGGAUCAACUUUUUGAUAGGUACAUUUAA
Debaryomyces fabryi is the source of this 1971-nucleotide messenger RNA. Its product is annotated as fungal specific transcription factor domain-containing protein. NCBI's taxonomy places the organism in Eukaryota, Fungi, Ascomycota, Pichiomycetes, Serinales, Debaryomycetaceae. Gene Ontology annotation, biological process: DNA-templated transcription. The transcript has a single exon. Gene Ontology annotation, molecular function: zinc ion binding; DNA binding. The record is from RefSeq and is a predicted model, not a curated record. Bases 1 to 1971 code for a protein of 656 amino acids.